This is a messenger RNA of Notothenia coriiceps (black rockcod), 1316 nucleotides long. RefSeq names its product calcium uptake protein 1, mitochondrial-like. The transcript is spliced from 2 exons. The record is from RefSeq and is a predicted model, not a curated record. Gene Ontology annotation, molecular function: calcium ion binding. Lineage: Eukaryota; Metazoa; Chordata; Actinopteri; Perciformes; Nototheniidae. Gene Ontology annotation, cellular component: uniplex complex. The coding region runs from base 373 to 615 and encodes 80 amino acids. Gene Ontology annotation, biological process: calcium import into the mitochondrion; mitochondrial calcium ion homeostasis.
UGUCCUGUAUUUUUCUUUCAUCCCUCUCCUCUUUUCUCAUUCUCCUGUUUCUCUUUAGCUUUGCUCCUCUUCUUGUGUCUUUUUAAUAAAUCAUUCUGGGUGAGACUAUGGAGGUUUUCAUCAUUUGUUUUUCUGAAAUGACCUCAGAGGCUGUUUCCUCUUCUCUCUCAGCUAGAUGUCCCGAUGCUGUCCUCUCCCCCCUUUCUCUCUCUAUCAGAUAGUCUCUCCGGUGAGUCCUGGCUGCUAUCGAUCCCAGGCAGUUUGACUCUCACACAAUUUCCUCCACAUGGGCCCAUUUAUGAGUUGACUCGCACCUCUAUUACUCUCUUCCACAAAUGUUGAAGUUCUCUAUCCCUCUGUCUCUCAGUUACCAUGAAGCAAGUGGCCCGCACCGUGGCCAAGGUGGAGCUGUCGGACCACGUGUGUGACGUGGUGUUCGCUCUGUUCGACUGCGACGGGAACGGAGAGCUGAGUAAUAGGGAGUUCAUCGCCAUUAUGAAGCAGCGGCUAAUGCGUGGGCUGGAGAAACCCAAGGACAUGGGCUUCACCCGGCUGGUGCGUGCCAUGUGGAAGUGUGCCCAAGACACCGCCUGGGACUUUGCCGUACCAAAGUGAAUAAAGAGACGGAGGGCUAAGUGUGCGCAGGAGAUGGACGGCGUGUGAAUAAACAACAACACCAGUAGCACCAACAGAUCUCCAUGAUAUAAACACAUGAAUGCAAUGAACUCAUUAGGACUGCAGAGGGGCUUCAUCCACCGUAAACGCAUGUCGCUGUAGUUCAAAAUAUCAAUAAGGUGACUGAAGCAUGCUGACUCAGCGCACCGUUUCCUGAAAACGCUUCUCUAGCAUGCCUGUCCAAGGCAUCAUGGGUAUGUUUUAAAAUAUACAAGGUUUGUACGUUUAUUUUUGCCAUAUUCUAUUUAGAGGAAUGCAGUGUCAGCAGGUAACUGUUGAGUCAAACGCUAAAAACAGCACUUUUAUAUCUGCAUUCAACACGUUUUACUGAAGAAACAGACAGGAAGUGGAAUUCAACUUCAGCUGUAUAAAUGCGGCAGUAUGUCCAUUCUAUACCAAAAACAGACCCUUAGUUAUUUCUUUGCUGGGGCAGAGGUCAGUGAUCUUGUUAGCAUCUCUUCAUUCAGUCUGCUAGCUCCAGCUGCAUCUUCAUUCUGUCCCAUAAAAGAUCAAUAAUGCUCAUCCUGCUCUACAAUGUACUGUUCAAAGUGUGUACUUUUAAUUAUUAUUUCCCACUGAAACACUUUCUAUGAGAUGGAUGUUAAAAGAAAUGCUAUAUUAAAGAUGUUUUUAAUAAUGAA